UUGAUUACAUUUUCUAUUUGCUUGCUACAUGCACAAUAUUCUGAAUUAAGUAUCCUGUUGAUGAUAAUACCGUAAAGUUUAUAAUGGCUGUAGUUAUUUGUUUCCUUUUUGGCACUUCACAAGCGUAAAGGAAAAUGUCUAUUAUGUUGGAACCUGACGAGGUAGACGAUGGAUACUUUACUCCAGUCGCAAGUACUACCUUGGCAAGCAUUUUCAAAGAAGAUUCCAGUGUUGACGCAGCAGUUAAUCCUUCCCUCAAAUACAAACCUCCUCAACUAAAGAAAACAGAAGAGUGUAGUAAGCCUGAUGAUGCUAGUACUUCACAAUGUGUGUUUUCAUGCUCCAUCAUCGCUUAUGAAUGGGUACAAGGAAACCACAAAUGUAAAGGGAAGGUUGGUUUUGCUAUGAUGAAAAUAGUAAAAAGUGGUUUGUGUAAAAUGAUACUUUACAGCCCUGAUAAGUCUACACUAUCCUGCACUACAAUCACACCACAACUAGAGGUAACUAUGUCAUCAGGAACUAUGAUAUCAUACUAUGAUGAUCAUAAAAAAUAUUGGGGGUUGUGUUUUAAUGACAAAAAUAUUGAAAGAGUCAAAGAACUAUUAAAAAAAGAAAAUGUUGCUAUUAAGCCCUACAUAAGUCCUGAAUUUAAACCUGAGGUAGACAUACUUGAGAGUGAUGAAGCCACAAAUGAAACUGCAAAUAGCAGUACAACAGAGGAUAGCACUGCCAUGUCCGCCACAUCACAGAAUGAUAAAGCCUCCAUUCUGACCAGAAUUGCUAAUGUGGGCCAUGCAAUAUUACCAUCACUACCAGGAAGUCCUGUAAAAAAACCAACAUCAAUAGAAGUAACAAACACUCCCAACCGGCAUGGUUCAGCAGAGCAAUCAAAAGUUUUACCAGAUGUCAGCAUUGGGAAAGAACAUGAUAAUGUAUCAAUGCCAGACAUCAAUAAAAGUAUUGCAGUACAGGCAGGUCAAAAUAACGCUGAAGCAAAUAAUAGGAAUGAAUGUGGUCAAACAACAGUAACAAGUGUACCUUUAGUCAAUAAUCAAAUAUUUACUUAUGUAAAUGGAUAUAUGGUACCAUUGCAUAUGCAGGUGCCUGUCAUAGAUCAUUUUAAUGGUGCUGAUACUUGUGCAGAAAUAGAACUCAUCAUACACAAACUUACUCAUUUAAAGAGUGUUGUAAGAACAAUGGAAACGAAAUAUACACAAAACAUGGAAAAGUCCCAAAGUGACCAAGUUUUUAAGAAAAUAUCUGAUUUGGAACAGUUAAUCAGUGAAAAAAAUGAAACUAUUAAUCACCUUGAAAAUGUGAAACAGGAAUUAACAGACCGUGUAAAUAACUUGAAAGAACAAGUACAAAAAACAAACCAGGAUUUAGAAAGGAAUACAAAGCUUCUUGACAAUGAGGAGCAAGUGCUCAUAAACAGAAAGAUUAAAACUCUUAUGAACAAUACAUUCCAUUCGCUUGCCAGCAAUUUUGACAAUGAAGUUAAUUAUACUGGGAACUAUGUAAAAGGAAUAUUAGCAGCUGUUAUAAAAAAAAUUACAAUUGACUCAUUAGUAAAUUUGUUUCCCAAUGAUGCAAGUAAUUCCAACAAAGGAGAUGAUUAAGCUAAUUUAGAAAAUUGGCUAUAUGAAGGUAUAUACUGAGAAUUAAGUCUGACUACCUUUAACUUAACAUUAACAUCUUUCAUCAUCCAUUCAUCUAUUUCUCUCGCUAUCACUCUUGCAAAUUAAAGGGAUAGACAAAUAGAGUCAAAGAAUUUUUACCUUGAUUUGUAAUUGAAGCAAUAUAAUAGAUUUGAAUCGAAAUAAUUGAAACUGUAAAACUUACAAAAGUACAUUUCCUCAAAUUAGUUUUUGGUCAAUCUUAAAAUUUAAGGCAAUGAUUGAAGGUUUGCACAGUGCCUUUCAGACUUAAUCCUUCAUCUCCAUCUUAUGAGAGGAAUACUCACAUAGAAAAACACUCACGGUAUGACAUGACUUGCAGUAACGUGAUCAAAUGAGAUUAUAAAUAAUACAGUUCAUACUAAUUCAAAUAUAGGGAAGUGCAACACUGAAACUAUAAGCAAUAAGUAUUCCAAGUUAACUCUACUAGGCUAAGGAAUAACAUGUAUACAAGGUUUUUAUUAAUUAUAAUUAUAGCUUAU
This is a messenger RNA of Cydia fagiglandana, 2158 nucleotides long. RefSeq lists its product as uncharacterized. The coding region runs from base 135 to 1619 and encodes 494 amino acids. The transcript is spliced from 3 exons. The record is from RefSeq and is a predicted model, not a curated record. Lineage: Eukaryota; Metazoa; Arthropoda; Insecta; Lepidoptera; Tortricidae.